Messenger RNA from Pseudogymnoascus destructans, 2089 nucleotides. RefSeq names its product glucose-6-phosphate isomerase (gene PGI1). The coding region runs from base 1 to 1659 and encodes 552 amino acids. Lineage: Eukaryota; Fungi; Ascomycota; Leotiomycetes; Thelebolales; Thelebolaceae. The transcript is spliced from 2 exons. Gene Ontology annotation, cellular component: cytosol. Gene Ontology annotation, biological process: glycolytic process; gluconeogenesis; glucose 6-phosphate metabolic process. The record is from RefSeq and is a predicted model, not a curated record. Gene Ontology annotation, molecular function: glucose-6-phosphate isomerase activity; monosaccharide binding; carbohydrate derivative binding.
AUGGUCAAAGCAGCCGACUCCCCCGCCUGGAAGGCGCUCGAGGAGCACCACUCCAGCGUCGGAAAGUCCUUCGUCCUGAAGAAGGAGUUCGAGAGCGACCCCAAGCGCUUCGACAAGUUCUCCUUCGCCUUCGACAACGCCGCAGACAAGUCGCAGAUCCUCUUCGACUUCUCCAAGAACUUCCUCACCGACGAGACCCUCAAGCUGCUCGUCGAGGUCGCCAAGGCUGCCGGCGUCGAGAAGCUCCGUGAUGAGAUGUUCAACGGCGAGAAGAUCAACUUCACUGAGGGUCGUGCGGUGUACCACGCUGCGCUCCGCAAUGUCGCUAAUGAUGUCAUGGAGGUCGAUGGCGUGAAUGUAGCGCCUGAGGUGAGCAAGGUCUUGGACCACAUGAAGGAGUUCAGCGAGCAGGUUCGCAGCGGCGAGUGGAAGGGUUUUACUGGCAAGAAGCUGACCACCAUUGUUAACAUCGGCAUUGGCGGUUCUGAUCUUGGCCCUGUCAUGGUUACUGAGGCGCUGAAGUUCUAUGGUGAUCGCGACAUGAAGCUCCACUUUGUUUCCAACAUUGAUGGAACCCACAUCGCCGAGGCUCUGAGGGAUUCGGACCCAGAGACGACCCUUUUCCUCGUCGCCUCCAAGACCUUCACCACUGCUGAGACUACCACAAACGCCAACACCGCGAAGAACUGGUUCCUGGCCAAGGGCGGAAACCAAGACGCCAUCGCAAAGCACUUCGUCGCUCUCUCCACCAAUGAGGAGGAGGUCACCAAGUUUGGCAUCGACGCCAAGAACAUGUUCGGCUUCGAGAGCUGGGUCGGCGGCCGCUACAGCGUCUGGAGCGCUAUCGGCCUCAGCGUCGCCCUCUACAUCGGCUUCGACAACUUCCACGCCUUCCUCGCCGGCGCCCAGGCCAUGGACAAGCACUUCCGCGAAGCCCCCAUCGAGAAGAACAUCCCCAUGCUCGGCGGUCUCCUCAGCGUCUAUUACAGCGACUUCUACGGCGCGCAAACCCACCUCGUCUCCCCCUUCGACCAGUACCUGCACCGCUUCCCCGCCUACCUGCAACAGCUGUCCAUGGAAUCCAACGGCAAAUCCGUCGACCGCGACGGCAAAAUGGUGUCCUACACCACCGGCCCCGUCCUCUUCGGCGAACCCGCCACUAACGCACAGCACUCCUUCUACCAGCUCCUCCACCAGGGCACAAAGCUCAUCCCAACCGACUUCAUCAUCGCUGCUGAGUCCCACAACCCAGUCGAGAACAACAAGCACCAGCUCAUGCUUGCCUCCAACUUCUUCGCCCAGGCUGAGGCGCUCAUGGUCGGCAAGACCGCCGAGCAGCUCAAGGCCGAGGGCACGGAUGAUGGGUUGAUCCCGCACAAGACGUUCCUGGGGAACAGACCUACGACGUCGAUUAUGGCACAGAAGAUCACCCCUGCGACGCUCGGUGCGCUGAUUGUUUACUACGAGCAUGUCACGUUCACGGAGGGCGCGGUGUGGAACAUCAACUCGUUUGAUCAGUGGGGUGUUGAGCUGGGGAAGUCACUGGCGAAGACGAUCCUGAGUGAGUUGGAGGAGGAUAAGGAGGGGAAGCAUGAUAGUUCUACUGCGGGGUUAAUUGCUGCGUUUAAGGCGAAGGCGGCGAAGGGGUCGAAGAUCUAAGUCGGGGGGGGGGGGGGAGAUUGAAUAUUGACUGGCUCUGGAUUGCUGAGUAAAGAUUUAUGGGAGGGUGGAUUUCAAUGAAAUGUUACUCAACUGGUUUUGUGAGCUAUGUUUUUUGUUGCUAUUAGGCUAGAUUGUCUUGCGUGGCUUUAGGACAUCAAUGAAAAGUAGAGCUUGUAUUUAUCUUUGGAGAUGGGUGGUAUCCACUGGUCGUUGGGUCUCAGAAAAUCCCCGUCCCGCAGUGGACCAUCGAUAUAUAUUACAAUUACCCACCAUUACCAACAAACAGUGUUGCCCGAGUACUACUCGUUGCGAGUAGUACUCGACUCAAAGAAAUCUGAACUACUCGAGUACUACUCGAGUAGUUGCCAAGACAGCCAAGAGAUCGGGGUAAGGACGUAGACAGAAUUAUAGCAUAGGCAAAGUGAAG